CAAAACAUUCGUCUCACUGCAGUCGGUCGGUCGUGCACCACGUUCUUUGGCGAAUUUCUCCGCGAUUUUAGAGGAUUUUAUUCGGAAAGGAUUCGAAGUGAUUACCUACUUCCCGCGUGACGUGUAGCCCUAGCUUGUGCAACGAGAGGAAUCAUGACGACGGAAGCGACACCGAUCUUCCCGAAGCUGAACGUCGAGGAAGAACCGGAGUUGGGCGCCACCGAGAUCGAGUCCAUGUGCAUGAACUGCCAUGAGAAUGGAACAACCCGUCUCCUGCUGACGUCCAUUCCGUUCUACAAAGAGGUGGUCCUGAUGUCGUUCAGUUGCGAUAAUUGCGGCUUCCAGAACAACGAGAUCCAACCGGGUGGUGAGAUGGCACCCAAGGGCAUCCGGAUCAGUGUAAAGAUCGAAACGCCGAAGGACCUGAACCGGCGCGUCGUCAAAUCGGACUUUUCCAGCGUGCGGAUAGAGGAGCUGGAUUUCGACAUUCCGGCACAGUCGCAGAAGGGUGAGGUGACCACAUUGGAGGGAAUCAUCGACCGGGUGGUGAGGGGACUGGAACAGGAUCAGCCUGUUCGCCGGAUACAGCACCCGGAAGCUGCGGAACAGAUCGACGCCUUCGUAGGCCGACUUAAAGACCUAAAGGAGAUGAAGCAACCGUUUACGGUCACAAUCGAGGACAUUUCCGGGAACAGCUUCGUGGAGAAUCCGUUGGCACCGCAGCCGGAUCCGAACACGACCAUCUCGCACUUCGUGCGGAACAAAGACCAGAACCAUCUGCUGGGAAUAUUUACCCACGAUGAGGUGGCGGACGAGAAACCGACAAAACCUGCACCCAUCCCGGAAGAAGAGGACAACAUGCUAAAAAUGAUAUCCGAGGGCGCCUGGCCACUGGAGGAACUUCAUGGUGAAGUGUUGCAGUUUCAGACCAAGUGUCCGGAAUGUGCGGCCGAUUGCGAGACCAACAUGAAGGUGACAAACAUUCCGCACUUCAAGGAGGUGGUCAUCAUGGCCACGGUGUGCGAGAACUGCGGCGUGAGGACGAACGAAGUCAAGCCCGGUGGAGGUAUCGAGGAGAAGGGCGUCCGGAUCGAAAUAACGGUCCGCGGAAGGGUGGACUUUUCCCGGGAUGUGCUCAAGUCCGAAUCGUGCGAUCUACGCAUUCGGGAACUGGACUGUGAGGUCGGUGCCGGUGCCCUAGGGGGACGCUUCACCACGAUCGAGGGCCUUCUGACGGCCAUCAAGGACCAGCUCGUCGAAAGCACCGGAAUGUUUAUGGAUUCGAACGAUGAGGCCACCCAGCACCGGAUGGACAGUUUCUUUGCACAGCUGGAUGCGGCCAUCGCCGGGGACAAACCGUUGACGAUUGUGUUGGAUGACCCCACCGGGAACAGCUAUGUGCAGUCGUUGAAUGACGACGGAACGCCAGACGACGCACUGCGGAUAAUCCGGUACCAUCGGUCGCACGAGCAGAACGAGGAACUCGGCUUGAACGAUAUGAAGACCGAGGGUUACGAGGAUGCGUAGGUCGGUUGGGUACAACGCUGCUAAACGUAGGAAUACUAAGUCUAAAGUGUAAUAUUAGCAGUGAAGGACAUUGUGGCUGGAACAUUGCUUUUUAACUGUUAGAAGUUAUAAAAGUUAAGAUUAAUAGCAACUACCA
Messenger RNA from Aedes albopictus (Asian tiger mosquito), 1663 nucleotides. RefSeq names its product zinc finger protein ZPR1 (gene Zpr1). Gene Ontology annotation, cellular component: nucleus; cytoplasm. Gene Ontology annotation, molecular function: zinc ion binding. The record is from RefSeq and is a predicted model, not a curated record. Bases 154 to 1527 code for a protein of 457 amino acids. The transcript has 2 exons. NCBI's taxonomy places the organism in Eukaryota, Metazoa, Arthropoda, Insecta, Diptera, Culicidae.